Messenger RNA from Entrophospora sp. SA101, 121 nucleotides. The record is from the annotation of a GenBank genome assembly. Lineage: Eukaryota; Fungi; Glomeromycota; Glomeromycetes; Entrophosporales; Entrophosporaceae.
AUUUAAAGGAUCACAAUUUAUUGUGAUAUCAUUAAAAGAAGAAUUAUUUAAUAAUGCUAAUGUUUUGUUUAUUGCAAGAUUUAGAGAUGCUACAUCAAUUGUCGAAGUAAGUGGUUUAUAA